CUCCGUCCUCCUCCUCCCCUCGCCGCCGUGGACCGACCGAACAUUCCUCUCUACUCCGGGGCUCCGCAGCGCAGGAACGCAGCGAACGGAGGGAACCGAGCCGCAGACACGACGGACCCGCAGGAACCCAUGACACCUCCCAAGGACACGUAAGGCCAAUGUUGGGUCGUGGUGUGAAGCGGAAGUGGAGCUGCCUGGAAGAGGCCGAGGUGGUCUCUGAGGCUGCAGAGGACAAGCAGCAGCAUGAGGACGAGGACGGGCAGGACGGCCUUCUGGACCCGUCCAGGUCCGACAUGAGCCGCCUGCAGCAGCGCCAGCUGGUUCUGGGCCUCUGCCUGGAGAAGCUGCAGCGCUACCAGGCCGGCGUGGAGCUCAGCCUGCGGCGCUCGGUGCUGCUCAUCAACACGCUGCGGCAGAUCCAGGAGGAGAUGCGCAGCGACGGCGUGGGCAGCUGCGACGUCCACCCCGACUCCUGCCUGCUCAGGGACGACUUCAGGGAGGACGUGACGGUGACGUGUCCCGGCUGCUCGGAGGGAGAAAGUCCACCAGAACUCCCCUCUCAGGAGGCCAACGGCUCCGACCAGCAGAAACCUCCGGCCGCCGUCAGCGACGCGGUCAACGCCAUGGGCUACCUGGGCGACCUCGCGCUGGACGACAUCUUCGAGGACAUUGACACGUCGAUGUACGAGACGUCGGACCUGCCUUCUGCCUGGGCGUCGGGCUCCUUGUGGCCCCUCAGCGUGUCUCUGUGGCCCGACGAGGACGUGAAGCUCAGACCUCAGAGCCACUCGACGGCCGGAAGCCUGCAGUCGUGUCUGAUGGACCUGAACGAACUGGACCACAUCAUGGAGAUCCUGGUCAAGUCCUGAUCACAGAGACAGACUCCUGAACUCUUACUGCACUCGAUGGACCGACGAGCUGCUGAACGGAAACUGAAGAACUCUGACAUGAGAUCGGAUUUUUAAGGCUCCAUCUGAUAAGUUUCAUCUGGUUUAAAGUAGAACCAAACACUAAACCUUCUGCCUCUUUUAUGAGGAACCAGCUAUGCAGCUCAAAUGAGUUAUAAUUUGUUUAAAUUAUUUAUUACAGCAGAUAAUCUUCUCAUAAUAUUAGAAAAACAUCCAUUCUAAGACACUUUUGCACAACAUAAUUAGCUGAUUAAUAGUUUAGUUGACUGACAAUUAUUCCUUAUUAAUUUUGAUAAAUUAUUCAGUUCUUAUGUAGUUUCCAAAACAGAAAUGAAGAAAAUUUGCUGCAUUUCUUUUUUGCUAUUCUCAUAUUAAAUUGACUUUUGGACCAACAAACACAACUAGAAACCUUUUUUUUUUUUUUUUAAACUUUUUAUCCCCAAAAAACAAAACUUUAAACAGUCUGCCACUUUUUUUUGCUGAUAUUCUCAUUUUAAGGUAACUUCUGGACUGAUCAACAAACUCCCCGUCCUGACACAUCAUCAACAAAACAAUUAACAAAGUAAUCAACAGACUAAUUUAAGGAAAUAAUUGUGAGUUUAAACUGCAACUCCACGUGCAAAAGUAAUUAUCAGUGCAGAUACAAUUAGCUGAUUAAUAGUUUAGUUGACUGACAGACAAUUAUUCAUCAUUAUUUUGCUAAAUUAUUGAAAUGAAAAUGCAGAAUUUUUACAGAAUUUGCUGCUUUUCUCUGUUUUUAGUCUUAUUUUAAAUGAACUUUUGCACCCAGAUGUCCCAUUUUAUAGACAAACGAUGAACAAAGUAGCAUUAAGGAAAAUAUUUGCUAUUUAAAACUAAAACUUCACUUGUAGAAAUGCAUUUUAAAAAGCAGAAAACCUGUGGUGUCUCCUCUGACAGGUUGUAGAAACACACCUGGUCGGUCCUGGGCUUCAAAACGGGUUUUCGUUAUGAGUAGAAGGUGAUUAAUCAGCAGUCAGACUAGAUCAGACAUGAUGAGACAUCGCUGCUCACCAAAACUACUAUUGCAACACGUGCAGGAGGAGUUCUGUCAUGUGCAGCCUUAGGAAAAAAAGCAGAAUUCUAAUUAAUUUACUGUAAAUGCAGAUGGAACUUUAAAUCUCCUUGUAUUUCUGUCACUUUGCUCUCCUGGUUUUUGUACAUUUUAAGUGAAAGCGGCAGCAGAAGCAACCUGAGCUGCUGCAGUUUGUGCGUCACUCGGUCUGUCAGAUCACAGCCGGGUUGAUUAUUAAUUGAAAUCCCUUCAAUUACUUAAGAGGGCGUGCUUCAGCUUCAGGCAGCCGGGAGGGCAAAGGCCGGGGUUUCCUUUCAGUAUCGGCACUGAACGGAUCGUUGUGCGCCGAAUUGGACCUUUAAAACUGAAACUGACAUCAGGUGAAAGUCUCUGUGGCAACAUCUUUAUGUUUAUUUGAGAGGAGAAUGAGGCUGAACUGUUGUCGGAGCGCAUUUUAUCUAAUAUUAUUCUUAUUUAUAAAUGAAAAAUCAACCGGAAGCAGCAGCAGACGUUCUUGUUUUAGAGCCUUUUGCUUGGGUGUGAGUGUAACUUAUAAUUUAGUUUCUUUACGACCGUGCAAACAGACAAGAAAUACAGUUUUUUUUCCCUCUAUCGGCAGCUUGUAUUUAAAUCCAACACGGACGCAGCUUCAAAUAUGUAUGUUUAACCCUCGUGUCGUCCUGCGGGUCAAAAUUGACCCGUUUUAAAGUUUUAAAAUAUGGGAAAACUACAUUUUUCACAGUGAAACUUCUGAUGUCCACAUUUUCAAUAUUUUUGGGAAAUUUUUGAACAUUUUUUGGUGGCAAAAAAAGAGAAAUGUUUAAAAAAAUCAACCAAAAUCCGCAAGUUCGCUCGAUUUUGGUUGAUUUUUUUGUGAAUGUUCUUAAAGAAAAUAGAAGUUUUACUGAUAUACAUGUAAUCACUUUAGAUAUUUUAAGGAUUUUUUUGGAAGAUUUCUACUCAUUUUUUGAAAAUAUUUACAAGAACUUUCUUGCCACAUUUGUUUUUUUUUGUUUGUUUUUUUUUAAAAAUAAAAUUAAAAGGAAUGACUGGAAUUUUCUUCCUGAAGGUUUUGCAAAUUUUCAGAAAUUUGGGGAAUUUUUUUUGCUGAAUUUUUGGAUUUUUUUCAGACAAGGAAAUAAUAUUUUUCGGUGCCCGUAAAUGAGGACAACAGGAGGGUUAAACAGCAAUGACCGAGGAGCUGAUCGCCUCGAGUCACUUCUUCUUCACCGUGUCUCAAAAAUUGUAAACGGGCGCUUGUGUGUUUUUACGGCCUUCUGAUGAGUUUUUACUGUGAUGUUGGGGAUGUUUUAUAACAGUUUUCUAGGCGUUUCUACCUGAAACCCCUAAAAGAGCUCGAAUCGGAUGCUCGACCUUCACCUGUCUGUGGUUUACUCCUGUUUCUACCUCCUGGUUGUUGUUAGUUUACCUGGACACUCCUGUUUUUUUUGUUUUUUUUUUUACACCGUGAGCCAUGUACAGACAGAAAACAAACUCUACUCUUUCCUGUCCGACCAAAGCGACCCGUCCUCGUCUGCAUCUCUUGCGUGCCUUACUACUGACGUUUGCUUUUUUUGUGGAGUUUCAUUGAUAAAGCGCUCGAAAAGCCAUCUCCGUUUCUUUCCCUCUUCUUUGCCUUUUUUUUUUCCCUUUUUCUUGCCGAACACUGCGGGCGUAUGAGCUUAAUGCAUCCUGACAGGCUGACAGUGAACUAGCUGAGGGAGGAGGUGGCGGCGGCGAGGGCCUGGAGGGAAAAAUAAGAGGAGGAGGAGGACGUGGAGGAGGAGGAGGAGGGUAGGAGGAAGCAGUUUGCGUCACUUGUUCAGUAGGAGGAGUUUGCAGCUUGUUUUUUUUGCUCAGACUCGCCACUGACCAAUCGUACGAGUAGUGGCUCACCGCUGCUACUGACAACUUGUUUUUGCACAGACACACAAUCGGUUUCAGUCUGAGAAACAAAACAAAAAAAAACCAAACAAAAACACCACUUUCUCCGGUUUUGUUUUUUUCUUUUUACAUAAUCUGUAAUCUGCAGGACUGAACACAACCAAGCAGGCGGCUGCAGUGUUAUUUAUAAACGUAUGAAAGCACAAUCUGUAUGUUGUUGAUUCUGAUGUGUCUGAAGGAUGCUGGGUGAUGAGAUGAUAAUUAUAUAAUUAUAUAAUUAUAAUUAUAAUAAUGAUGUAUUGUAUUUUUUCUGUGGAAUAUUUUAUAGAUUUUAUCCAAUAAUACAGUUAAAAAAAUA
Molecule: messenger RNA, 4183 nt
Organism: Amphiprion ocellaris (clown anemonefish)
Lineage: Eukaryota; Metazoa; Chordata; Actinopteri; Pomacentridae
Exons: 2
Coding region: 159-869 (236 amino acids)
Cellular component (GO): nucleus
Molecular function (GO): transcription regulator activity
Source: RefSeq, a predicted model, not a curated record